UGUGUGUGUGUAUUGCUGAGUGAACACAUUUCUCCAUUACAAGCAUCCUGUCUCUCUCGCUAAAAGCUUUGCUUAUUGAUCUUUGCGCGAGCGCCUACAUGUGUGCUGCUGUAUUCUUAAGCGAGAGAGGAGGGAGUGAAGAUACUGUACGCGCCCCGCGGUGCCGCCCGGUCUGAGCUCGUGUCCAUCAUCAUCAUCAUCAUCACUGCUUUUCUUUUUCCUCCUCUCGGUAUCAGCAUCAGAUAAUUAGAAUCCAUCACUAUCACGAACGCUUUCAUUCUGCAGCAAGAGAAGUGCGCGUGCUGCAGAGAUUUCCUCUCUUUCUCUCUCUCUCUCUCUCUCUCCCUCCCUCGCGCGCGCCAUACGCGCCCUCCUUCGCACGCGUGCACAUACACGCGCGUGCGGUUAUAGAGACUCGCGCUCUGCUCUGUCACACGAGAAGAGGACAGACGGAGGAGAACAGAGGCCGGAGUCUCGCGCUGUUCAGGAUGCACCGGAGCUGAGGACGCUCCCACUGACCGCGCGAGCUUUCUGUCUUUUCAUCUGUGAUUAGCGCGCGAACACAGUGUGCGUGGAGGAAGGCGCGUGAGAGAUAGAGAACAUGGCCUCCUCGUGCAGCAGUUCGCCGGAGGGAGGAUCCCCGCCGCAUCAGGGCCGUGUGCGCCAGUCGGACAGUAACACCAGUUUUUUGAGAGCAGCAAGAGCCGGAAAUGUUGAGAAAGUUCUGGAGCUUCUGAAGGGAGGACAAGACAUCAGUACUUGUAACCAGAAUGGGUUGAAUGCUCUUCACCUCGCUGCUAAAGAAGGCCAUGUGGAGAUGGUGGAGGAGCUGCUGGAGAGAGGAGCAACUGUAAACUCAGCUACCAAGGUAUAA
Hemibagrus wyckioides is the source of this 874-nucleotide messenger RNA. RefSeq names its product ankyrin-3-like. The transcript is spliced from 3 exons. NCBI's taxonomy places the organism in Eukaryota, Metazoa, Chordata, Actinopteri, Siluriformes, Bagridae. Gene Ontology annotation, cellular component: T-tubule. Gene Ontology annotation, molecular function: protein binding. The record is from RefSeq and is a predicted model, not a curated record. Bases 602 to 874 code for a protein of 90 amino acids. Gene Ontology annotation, biological process: protein localization to T-tubule; regulation of cardiac muscle contraction.